Messenger RNA from Dibothriocephalus latus, 888 nucleotides. NCBI's taxonomy places the organism in Eukaryota, Metazoa, Platyhelminthes, Cestoda, Diphyllobothriidea, Diphyllobothriidae. The record is from the annotation of a GenBank genome assembly.
AUGCGUCAUAAUGUUUUGGUGCAUCUCCAGUCUGAUCUUAAAUGCAUAAACACAGGUCGAGAGUACAACGUUUUCGGGAAGGGAGUUCUACGCUGCAACUACGCUGUUGCUGAAAACGAAGUUUCGUCCAUUGAUCCUUGCUUUGCCGGCGCGUUGUUUAAGGGGAUGCCCGUGCAAAGUUGGCUUAUUAGGCUGGGUAAAGAAAUCGACGGGGGCAAAGCAACAAUGCAGAUUAUUCCUAAUACGGAGGAUCAGAGCGGCGAAACGUGCGAGACAAGAAUAAAUGAAAACCUCCGCACAAACCAACUCCUGCAUCUUCGUGAAGCCGUAGAUGCAGACCAUGUGAAGACGCGUGGCAGACGCACGGCGACAGAUGAGAGCGGCGGAAAGUGCGAGGCGAGGCCGAACAAAAGCCUGCGCGCAAAGCAACUGCUGAAUCUUAGUACACCCGCAGACGCAGAAGGUCUGUGGGCUCGUGCUAGCGAACUGCACGAAACAGGAGCGGAUGUACUGCUGACCUACCCGACAGAGACGAAAUAUACGGCGGAGGCGAAUGGAGGAAGGCGUACCGAGGCAGAACGAAGGUCUAUGUAUACCGAGGAGCCGCCUUUUAACGAGGAUGUGCAGCGAUAUAUCGUCCCAGCAGCGCAAACAAUUAGGACGGUAUCAUUGGCAACAGACGCAGUAAAGGAAGCCCUGAGACAACUACAGCCCACUAAGUCGCCUGGUCCGGAUGGCUUAUCAGCGAAACUUCUGAAAGAGCUCGCAGAACAACUGACUUCCCAACUUUCCAAGAUUUUCGAAAGUUCGAUGGAGAAGGAGGCUCUGCCUACUGACUGGAAGCUGACCAACAUAAUCCCUAUUUAUAAAGGACGAGAGACAACGUAG